AUGAGCUAUAUAUUUUUGUACACAGAAGAAAUUGACAGUCUGCUAGAAGAUUAUAGGAAAUUAUUAAGUGAUUUAAAGAAAGUGGUAGACACAAAUGAUGAGAAAAAUACGAAUAAAUAUUUUGAUGAUAUUAACUUUUUAAAUGAGAGAAUAAAAACAGCUAAAGAUGCAUAUUUUAUUGAGGUACGUAAUUUACCAGAAGAGGAGCAGAAUAGUUAUAUUUUAAAAAUAAAAGGGAAAAUGUCAAUUUUGGAAGAUCUAAAUAUGCAAUUCGAAUUCAUAAAAAGUAAAUUAAUUUAUGAGAGCAAGGAAGUCAAUAGGAAUAAAGAAAGAAAUGAAGUGAGAUAUGUAACUCCUAAAGAUAUGGAAAUACGAGGAGAUUAUAUUCAAGAUCAAACACAAGAAUCUAUCUUUCGAAUGAAAAUGAUGGUAGAUGAAUCAGAACAAAUAACGAAAGAAGCUGCAGUUAAAUUAAGUGAACAAAAUGAAAAAUUACAAAAAGUAAAAGAUAAAGUGGAUGAUGUUGAUACAAAUGUUUCAAGUGCAAAGGAAACUUUAAAAGAGAUAGCCAAGGAAGCUGUAACAGAUAGAUUUGUCCGUAUCUUAUCUCUUCUUAUAUUUAUCGUUUUGAUAAUUCUUAUUGCUGUAAUUUCUAUUUCGAAGAAGAAAUAA
Molecule: messenger RNA, 672 nt
Organism: Plasmodium gonderi
Lineage: Eukaryota; Apicomplexa; Aconoidasida; Haemosporida; Plasmodiidae
Exons: 1
Coding region: 1-672 (223 amino acids)
Biological process (GO): vesicle fusion; vesicle-mediated transport
Cellular component (GO): SNARE complex; Golgi apparatus; ER to Golgi transport vesicle membrane
Molecular function (GO): SNARE binding; SNAP receptor activity
Source: RefSeq, a predicted model, not a curated record